CCAAACAGUUUCAAGGGGACGGACAACCUUAAGCUUGCAAACAUUGUGCUGUGCAUUUGUUAUAUCUUGAUAUUCGUCAGGAAAGAAAAUAUGAAAGUUUGUGUUUGUAUCGCAUUUUUCGCUAUUUGUUUACAAAGUUCCACAGGUUCGCGGUCGUUGCGUGUGAGGAUUAGUGGAGACAAAACAGCCAGGAAAAUAUCAUUCAUUAAUAAAACCAGAUUUCGUGCGCAUGGGAAGGUUCGGCUCAAAGACUUGAAACAGCCGAUAAAUGACAGAUCAUUUAAGCCUUUGCCCUUUCCAGUUGAUUACAGUCUGUAUGACCGUAAUGGAGAUGCACGGAUUGAUAUAAAAGAACUUGUACGUGUAACUGGUACGGCUGAGAACGUUCAGGCAGCGUUUAGUGCGUCAGAUUUAAAUGGUGAUGGAUUUGUGACAGAGGAAGAAUAUAAACUUAAACCUUGGGGUUACAAUCCUGGAGACGUUAUUGUAAAUAAUGAAGAAGAACUGUGAUAUUGGGAAUUAAACGUAAUAAUGUCAUCGCACAUAAACAAAUUAUCAGAAAUAAUUCUAUUAUUUACAGCGUAUUUUAGUCCAAACUGGAUUAUAUAAAGUAAAGAUUUAUUAAUGUCAAUAUAUUAAGUUAGAUCUAUAUGCUCAAGGGUAGUUCCUACGCCUUUAGUAUAUUGAACAAUGGAAUUGACCCCAUUAUGUCUGAGACUAGCUAACAAUCUAAAUUCAAAUUUUUUAGCUGGUGAAACCUAUCAAUGUUAUACAACUUUUAGUUAGCCUCUUAGCCUUAGUGGCUCAUAUACCAAUUAUUUUCAACUGUGAGCUCUAUACUUACAGAGAUCACUCAAAAUUUUAACAUAUCAACAGAAGUAAUAAAUGAAGUUCAUCCAAAUCUCCUAUAGGCUAGAACUAUUUUAAGAUUUCUGUCAGACAAUGUUUAUGAACCAACAGCAUGAGAGUCAUAUUGUAGAGAUGUUCAGCCUAUGUCUUCUUAAUUAAAGCUGCAACUCGUG
Molecule: messenger RNA, 1022 nt
Organism: Mercenaria mercenaria
Lineage: Eukaryota; Metazoa; Mollusca; Bivalvia; Venerida; Veneridae
Exons: 4
Coding region: 91-510 (139 amino acids)
Molecular function (GO): calcium ion binding
Source: RefSeq, a predicted model, not a curated record